GCGGUGGCGGUGGAAUGGCGGCGAGUUGGUGGAGUAGUUGCGCUCGAAUCGAGGAGUCAGAAUGUCGAAGGCAACAACUUGAAGCCUAUCUGGCCAGAAAGGGAAAACUGAAGGUUCCAGGUCCCAAUGCCAGGUACUAUUUAGGGGACAAGACUAAUCGAAAAAUACAGCCACCAACUGCUCCAUUCAAAGCUGGCUUGGGAGGAGCGCUGAAAGAUGGUGGUUCCACAAAACCAUCUAAACUCAAAGGCAUAAACAACUUAACAUCUACCAAUGAUGGCAAAUCAGUGGCUGCCAGGCCCAGAACUCAACCCAACACAAAAACCUCUGAAACCAAGAAAACUCUCUCCAAAACUGUUCCUACGUUUCCCCAAACAGGGAUUACUGCCAAUAAAAUAGCACCUACUUUAUUCCCAGUGGAGUCAAAUACAAUAGAAAAUGAACCUACAGCUGCUCAGACAGCUCAUUCAGAACAAUAUGAAGAGGGUUUAAACCCUGCAGCAUCAACAUGUGCUAAAAACCUCCAUAAAUCAGAUGAUCAAGAGAAGAAAAGCAAGCGCACGGUGGAUAUGGCUCCAAAUGUUGGACACUCUGCUGAUGCAGAUUUAAUUAAACCAUUCACAGAACAGGCAAUUAAAUCGCAAGUUGGCACAUCAAAAGACAUUGCUUCAGAUAAUAGGUUAUGGGCCAUUGAUAUAGAUAGAACAGCCAAAGCAGCCCCUGGUGCAGCUAAAUUUGCCAAGGCAACCCUUGGUCCAGCUGAACCUGUAGGCACUGGCAAAGCAGCACAUGGUGCAGCUAAACCUGUAGGCACUGGCAAGGUGGCACAUGGUGCAGCUAAACCUGUAGGUUCUGCCAAGGCAACACAUGGUACAGCUAAACCUGUAGGCACUGUCAAGGCAACACAUGGUCUAACUAAACCUGUAGGCCCUGCCAAGCUGGCACAUGGUGCAGCUAAACCUGUAGGCACUGGCAAGGCAGCACAUGGUGCAGCUAAACCUGUAGGUUCUGCCAAGCUGGCACAUGGUGCAGCUAAACCUGUAGGCCCUGCCAAGGCAGCACAUGGUACAGCUAAACCUGAAGGCACUGCCAAGGCAACACAUGGUCCAACUAAACCUGUAGGCCCUGCCAAGCUGGCACAUGGUGCAGCUAAACCUGUAGGCCCUGCCAAGCUGGCACAUGGUGCAGCUAAACCUGUAGGCCCUGCCAAGCUGGCACAUGGUGCAGCUAAACCUGUAGGCCCUGCCAAGGCAGCACAUGGUGCAGCUAAACCUGUAGGCACUGCCAAGCUGGCACAUGGUGCAGCUAAACCUGUAGGCACUGCCAAGGCAGCACAUGGUACAGCUAAACCUGUAGGCACUGCCAAGCUGGCACAUGGUGCAGCUAAACCUGUAGGCACUGCCAAGCUGGCACAUGGUGCAGCUAAACCUGUAGGCACUGCCAAGCUGGCACAUGGUGCAGCUAAACCUGUAGGCACUGCCAAGCUGGCACAUGGUACAGCUAAACCUGUAGGCACUGGCAAGGUGGCACAUGGUCCAGCUAAACCUGAAGGAAUGGCAAUGGUUCCAAAACAGUCCACAAACGCAGAGAUGGAUAAGAACGAUGGCUACAAGAGACUGAGCAAAUCAGAACAACAGCUGGCAAGUGACAAAACCAAACCUGGUACUGGCUUACCACAGAAUGCAACUAAUUCUACUGGAAAUAGGCCAAUGAUAAUCUGGCAACCUUUCACCAGAUCUGCUGAAAGAAUGCAUCCAGCUUUGCGGUGUGUCCCCAGGAGCAUAAAGCAAAGUAAUGGAGCAAUACAGAGCGUUAACAAAUUGACUGCACCAGCACUUGGCAUUACUAAAUGUCGGCCAGAUGAAAACACUGUGAGUAAGACAGUAAAAGGACAAGAUGAAAGGAGGAAAUGUCUUGAAGAGUGGUUAGCUUCCAAAGGGAAGACCUACAAACGUCCUCCCAUGCCAAUCCCUUGGAAAAGAUCAGUUCAAUCUGUUAAAAAGAAUUUGGAGUUUUCUUUUUGGGAGGCGAUUGAGGAGGAGGAAGAGCAGAAGACCCUGACAAAUCGGGUGAACCGCAUGUUAGAUGACUGCAUGAGAUUACUGGAGAAGGGAUCCCCUCCUGAGCAGGUGUCUGCAGCAUUGCAGAAUGUUCCAGAAGGUGAAAAGUUUGCCAAGUACUGGAUCUGCCGAGCCCGCCUGCUGGAAUUUUCUGGCUCACUGGAGGCUGUCAUUGCUCUGUUUGAGCGGGCUGUUCACAGUGGUGCAGAGCCUGUUGAAGAGCUGCGAUCUGCACUUGUACAAACCAUCAUGAGGAAUGCAAACUCCCAAGCAGCCUCUGCAGCAGAAGAAGAGAACGAAACUGAAGAUUAUGAAACUGAAGAUUUCGGCGAAUUAGCCACGGUCACACCACAUAUGACAGCAACCAGGAUUUUAUAUGAGAAAACAGAUGGGCAUGGUUCAUCUGUGGUCAAAUACAGAGUUACUGCAACGCCUCAAGUGCUCAGAGGAAAAGAAACUGUGGACAGAUUAUGGUCUGUUGGGAAACAAGAUGUGAAGUUCCUCACCCCGGUCCGUCGCUCUGUACGGAUUGAGCACGUAUCUGCUUCAUACCCUGAGAUGCUGAAAGAACAUGACUGCUGUGUGACUUCGCUAAAUGAACUUUUAGCUGUGGAGGAGGCAGAAACUUUUGUUUAUCGAGAAAACCGGGCCCUGCUGGGAGAAUGACUAAAAUGUGUCUCCCCAAAACACUUGUGUACGUACGUCAAGCACUGCCUGCGUUCUUUUAUAAAUAGCCUUGUUAUAACUAAUAUGAAAUGUAUUAAGAAUGUACAUAAUAAACUCAUUUUAGUCAUUUAUGUUAAAAAUUGGCCCAUAUCUAUAUCUCUGAACAUGCCAGCAUAUGUCUCCUUGGGCAGGUCUUGCUCUGUUUUCACUAACAUUCCAGUAUUGCAAGUUCUCACAGUUGAAAGGACCUUUAUUGUAAUAUUAACCCUGAGCUUCAAUGAUAAACAUUGAAAACAGUUAUUCUCCCUCUGCUGUCACUUAUCACUUUUUCUGGUUUAGUCCCCUUUCCUCACCUUCGUUAUAAUCUCUUCUCUGAAUGUUUUGCCAUAAGUUUUAAAUGCUUCAAUAUGCUUUUGCCUGCAGUCUCUGCUGCGAUGGAGGAGGGUGUUGCAGCCUGUGCUUUCUCCCACCACUUUACUCUUGGUUGCACAGUUCAACAGCCAAGUCCCUCACCUUCCAAAACAGUAAAAUGACAAUUGGUCAAUGGACACAGACUAAAACUACUGAGCAAGUUUGUUCAGUCAAAUGCACAGGAGCAAUGGUUGGUUUUACUGAUGUAUAACUGGAAUAAAUUGUGGCUCAUCCAAGACUGGAUAAGCAGUAAGACAAUGUAGAGGCAGCAAAGGAGUUGAGAAAGGUGACAAACGGAUAGAUUUGGAUGUCAUCAGUGAGGGAACUGAUGCCAAGUCUUCAGAUGACAGUGUUAAGGAGCAAGAAUGGAAGGCCAUUGCUGAAGAUGAUCUAGCUGGCUACAGUCGGAUAGAUAAGAGUGAGUGCAGCCCCACUGGGAUAGAUGAGACAAGGUUGGUGUGGGCUAUAUCAGUGAUUAAAGAGGAAAAAUGUGAAUCAUACCCCAUAGUCACAGACAAUGUUGCUUCUUACUUUGCUUAGUCAUUUUUGUGCCGUGGUCAAAGUGGAAUCUGAAUUAGUCAUGGAGUUAUGGAAAUGCUGGCCACUGACAUCACAGAGGAAAGAGAGGAUGGAGAUGGGGCAAUAAUUUGGAGAAAGAUGUUGACAGAGAUUGAAAAGUAUGAGACAGGGAACCAUUUACAAUGUCAACCAACACAGGGAUCAGAAGGGGGGAGUCUUUCUACUUUGUAAAAUUGGGCAUUUAGGAUUUAAGAUUUUAAAGAUGUUGAAUUUUUAGAUAAAAGCAGAUAAGCAUGCAACAUAAAAUAAAAUGGCCUGCAUUAUUUAAAAAAACAAUUGGCCCCUGUUGAUUCUUCAAGCUCUAUUUAUAAAUAUAUUAGUUGAGCUGCAGGGGGUUUUUGACGGGUUUGCUCAUUGGACUGGGCCCCAAGUUUGAAAUCUCAGCUCUUGAGAAAAGCUCAAUUUUUUCUGAACAAAUGGAGGCCGUUUUAUAAAAGGCUUCCUCUGCUUGGAAGAUAAUGCACUGAUGUGUGGUUUUGACCUGGGCAUGCUAUAUGCUUUGUGAGCAUCUUGAAUACUGGCAUCAUGUGUCUUGUAAAAGAAAUAAAUCAAGACCAGGACUCUGGUUAAUAUGCAGGACUCAUUCUUCAGGGCAGUGCCUUAACCAAUUAGAGUCAAGCUGCCUGGUUUAAAUUUCAAAUUGUGCUUGCCAGUUAACUGUCAGCCACUAUCAACUGGUGCAUCAUCCAUGGUGAUGUAUCUACCAAUCAGAAUCCACUUGCCAACCAAUCAGCGCACUCCUGUCAUACAGCAUAAAUUUGUCGCCUUCCUUGGAUUUAUAUUGUGAAAUGUCCUGAUGAGUGCAAGAUGAAAAGCUUGGGCAAAAUGCCUCUUUCUAGCAAUGUCAAUAUUCUUUGGUGCAUCACCUAUAUCCUCCCUGAUCUGCCAAUCCCUUUCAGUGACAUUGGGGAACUUACUAACGUUAUACUUCAAUAACUCAAUCUGUUAGGCAAUUACUGUAUACUGCAACCACUAUCUGGUAAGCACGCUAUGCUUAAUAGUGAAAAUAUUAACAGCUGUACUAUCCCUUUGUCUGCAAGAAGCUCUAAUGUGUGUACCUUAACUUAUCUUGCAGACCUUCAUGAAAUCUCCAUUCAAAGUUAGAAUCCCAAAUCAGUUGGGCAGUAAAUGUUAAACAUUGAUUUCUGCUAGCUUUUUCCCCACCCACAUACAUAAAUAGAAGUUAGUAAUUGACCUAUUAUUACCAAAACUAGUUCCAGAACUCUCUUGUUUGAUUAAUGGAAAAGGAGCUUUCUUGUCUGACUUGAAACUUUUUCUGUAUCUUUUAUAUAAUGUAUGCAAUGUGGAGCAAUUAACUUUAUGGAAUUAAAUUUAUUCUGGUU
Messenger RNA from Carcharodon carcharias (great white shark), 5059 nucleotides. RefSeq names its product cytoskeleton associated protein 2-like (gene ckap2l). The transcript is spliced from 9 exons. Gene Ontology annotation, cellular component: centrosome; mitotic spindle; cytosol. Lineage: Eukaryota; Metazoa; Chordata; Chondrichthyes; Lamniformes; Lamnidae. Bases 15 to 2726 code for a protein of 903 amino acids. The record is from RefSeq and is a predicted model, not a curated record.